CAAACCCAACUGGUCUCUGUUUUAAAUGUUUUCGAUGUGGGACUUUAAAACACCAAACGACACAACUCCAUCCGUUUUGUUUUGUAUAGAUAAACGGCUCGCUCUCCCAUUCAGCUAUGCGUCUACGGUUUGAUUGACAUGAUUAUAUCUCUUCCAUCAACGAACUCAAGAUUUUAUCUGGAAUUGCUCGAUCGGAGCUCCAUCGAGAGGCUUUACUUUCAUGGGAAAGCAUCACAUCGAAGUAGCGUAACCUCCCCUGCGGACUCCUCUCCUUCAGAAAUCAAACCAUUCUCAGCAAGUUAAUCGUCAAGAGGACGUAACGGGCGAUGAAGGAACUGAUCUCGAUCGAAAUCUUCGGAGGCUGGAAACCUUCUCGACAUUUCUCGGCUUCAAUCAAUAUUCUCUGAGCUUCAUUUUAUCUUGGACUGUUGUCGUGCUGGUAGGAGUGGCACUGCCGAUUGUGAUACUGGAGUUCCCGAAUUGUGACGGUUGCGACUACCAUCACAUAAAGGAUUUCGAGCUUGAUAUCGUGGCAUCAGGAAGUUUCUCUUUGUUGAUCGUAGAUUCGUAGUAGCGGUCACAUGGACUGAUUACGGCUGCCUCUAUUUUUUCCAGAUUUCGCUUAGAUUCACCAUGUCCUGAUUACUGAUUAAAGAAGAGGAGAAGUCAUCAUUUUCGAUCAUGAGAAUCUGGAAGACUCAAUGUGAGUCUGUAAUGCAGUAAUGCCUCUUUUCAUUUCAUUUCAAUUCAGGAAUUUUGAAGUUAAUCACAUGGCUGGCAUAUGCUCAACAAUUCUGGGUUAUGUGAUAUUGAUGAAGAUCAAGGAUUAUAGCGCCCAAAGCCCAAAGGGAAGUAGCUUUUUUCAUUCCGAUUAUCUUGCAUCUUUUGAGUUGUCAUUCUUUCUUUUGCAAUAUUUGAAAUACCGUUUGUUAUCGAAAAAAGAAAAAAAAAAUCAUUUAAGAGUUAGUCCAGGAAAUAUACCAGAUAGCUUGAUCUAUGACCAUCUAUUUUAGAGAUUCCAUAUUAGAUGGUAGUAAGAUAAUUUUUCUACAUAAUUUCUUGCCACAGGAAUCCAUGCGCUUGCUUAUAUGGUGGUCAGUACCAUGUUUCAUUCGAAAGGGUUUCGUGUGAAGUUAUCCGUGGUUUAUACCCAGCACCUUAUUUCACUUUGUCUGCAACCUGCAAGUUAUUCACUUCGAUGACUGUGCAAAGCUCCUGGAAAGGGAAUCUGAUGAUUUAGUGCUUACGGAGGAACAUGUCCACCUAAGAUAUCAUCUCUCUAAGAUAAGCCGUAGAUUCCGAAUUUAUCUUCUAGAGUUCUUGGUUGUCACAGCUAGCCAAUUCAUGACUAUUCCUGACCACUGCGUACAGUGGAACAAUUACUGCCAUAAAUGGUGGUAUUUUGCGGUCUCCUCCGUCGUUCAGGUCAUUGGGAUAAUUAUUUCCAUACAUACUGCAACAAAAAUAUCCCAUAGAGCACAAAACAUUACUUCUCUAGCAAGUAGAUGGCAUGCAUUAGCAGCAUGCUGUCCUGCUGAUGCAUCUCAACUGAGAACUUCAAACAAUUCACGUUUGGCUUCUUACAUGUCCUCAUAUCACAAGAGGCAUGCCUUUGCUAGAAGAAAACAAGAAUACGAAGGAAACUUUUUCUUUUUCUUUUUCCUGUGCACUACGGGCGACCUCGAACUUCUAGGUGAUUCUUUUUGGCCAGGAUCGCCACCCAAAUGGUGCAUAGGAGCGUUGGAACUUGCAAGGCGCCAACUGUUGCAACUCACAGUGGACCGAUUGUGCGCUUAUGGAAAUGCUACAAGAUACAAACGCUGUUUUACUUACUAGCAAGCCUGCAUGGCUAUAUUGCCCACUAAAUAACGAGGGUCAUCCACCCCCCACCCCACCAAUAUCGAAAUGCAUGAUGUUUCACUAUGCUACAGAAUAUUCAAAUAAUAAAAUAUUUGUAUAUUUAGGCUCA
Molecule: messenger RNA, 1969 nt
Organism: Tripterygium wilfordii
Lineage: Eukaryota; Viridiplantae; Streptophyta; Magnoliopsida; Celastrales; Celastraceae
Exons: 7
Coding region: 1345-1836 (163 amino acids)
Source: RefSeq, a predicted model, not a curated record